GAGGAUACUUUUGAAUAACCCUAAGAAAAGGAAUGCUCUGUCUCUGUCCAUGCUGGAAUCACUCAGAGAGAACAUCCUGACUGAUGCUGACAGCGAGGAUCUCAGAGUUAUUAUCAUAUCUGCCAAAGGUCCGGUGUUUUCGUCUGGACAUGACUUGAGGGAGUUGACAUCAGCUCAGGGUCGAGAGCAUCAUACGAAGGUGUUUGAUACCUGCACAAAGGUGAUGACUCUGAUUCAAGACAUACCGGUUCCGGUGAUCGCCAUGGUAAACGGGAUCGCCACGGCAGCCGGUUGCCAGCUUGUUGCCAGCUGUGACGUUGUCGUGGCGACAGAGACGUCCAGCUUCGGCACUCCGGGGAUUAACAUGGGUCUGUUCUGCUCCACGCCGGCAGUGGCUAUCGGCAGAGCGGUGCCAAGAAAGGUUGCCAUGGAGAUGCUGUUGACAGGAACUCCCAUCUCGGCUCAGGAUGCUCUGCUGCACGGGCUGAUAAGUAAGGUGGUGCCGGAGCAGCGACUGGAGGAGGAGACGUUAGCCAUCGCCCGGAAAGUGUGUCAAAGCAGUCGAGCUGUUGUGGCUCUGGGCAAAGCCACGUUUCAAAGACAAAUGGCUCAAGGCAGAGAUGCAGCGUAUGCUACAGCCUCCAGGGUGAUGGUGGAUAAUCUGGCUCUGAGAGAUGGCCAGGAAGGGAUCCGGGCCUUCAUUGAAAAGCGCCGACCCGAGUGGAGCCACACAGCUGAAAAAGCUCAUGACUGAUCUAUGCUUGGAGAGGCCAUGAUUUAUUGAUUGAAGAUUAAAAGGGCAACUGAACCACUGUAUCUAAUAAACCAUG
Molecule: messenger RNA, 830 nt
Organism: Austrofundulus limnaeus
Lineage: Eukaryota; Metazoa; Chordata; Actinopteri; Cyprinodontiformes; Rivulidae
Gene: echdc3
Product: enoyl CoA hydratase domain containing 3
Cellular component (GO): mitochondrion
Molecular function (GO): hydro-lyase activity
Source: RefSeq, a predicted model, not a curated record